AAAAUGUUUUUUCAGAGGAAGAUAUGUCCUCAUUUAGACAGUGGCCUGAGUAGUAGAAAAAUGGGGUUCGUGCAUGCGGAAUCGCUCUGUAAUUUCGAUAUUUCUCGAGAGGCGUUGACAUGGUCAGUUUGUCUGUACAUGUCGUGCAUGAGCAGGGCCAAGCUGGCAUGCAAGAACAGGUUCAAAGGAUGAUCCAUUUUCUAUUAACACACCUAAUUCCUUGCCCUUACUAAGAUGACAUGAGCGUGGAUGCAAUGAGUGGCCAGUAUAUUUGUUCGCAAAGGAGUAAGAAAAUCAGAGUCUCUGUGUUAAUUUAGCCUUGGCGCGUAUUCAUAGCUCCGGCUCUCCGCCACUGUGAAUUUCCAACCUCUCCUUGCUCGCUCGAUGCUAAAAAUGGACGCGCCAGGGGCACUAUUUGUACGCACACCGGCCACCCGGAGUUCCGCAAGCUAGCCGAGCUCCUUGACAUCCGGUGCCAAGUCUCGGCGGCAUUGCUCCCUCUUCACCCCUCGCGCCUAGCUACCCAGCAGUGACGCGGGCAGACGGCAUGAAGGGGAGCGGUGCCAUGAAGCCGUCGUCCAUGUUCUACGUCCACGAGGCGGACGUCGCCCAGAUCCACCACUUCCUCGAGGAGUGCUCCCUCUGCGGCAAGUCACUCUCCGGCGACAUCUUCAUGUACAGAGGUGACACGCCGUUCUGCAGCGAGGAGUGCAGGCAGCAGCAGAUCGAGGUGGACAGGGCGAAGCACCGGCGGAAGAAGCGCGCGGCGGCGCACACGCUGUCUACACGCAAGGAGCACCGGAACCACCAUCAGCACCAGCACCAGCACCAGCACCAGCAGCCGCAGCCGCGGAAGACCGGCAUGGACACGAACCCGUGGGCCGACGCGGGGUUUGCGAGGGCGCCCGCGCUGCGCGUCUGAAGAACCCGCCGCACUUCCCGCGCGCGCGCGCACGGUCGACCGACCGAUCGGGCGCGUCGGACGGGACAUUUUUUGCGAGUUCUGAUGCGUGCAGCACGACGGAGAUAUACCACUACUACUACCAUGCGCGAAUCCUUUCGGGUUUAGGGAUCGGUUGCACUAGUGCAUAAGUACAGGCCCGAGGAUCAGGCUCGGCAUCGUCGUCGUCGGGUGACUGAUUGGCUUGGGUUUUUGUUACUAGUAUCUCCCAAGGUUAGAACUGUAGAGCCAUGCAACGACGACUGAGGGAGAGCCAUGGAUGAUGCAUGGGUCUCCUCCACUUCUUUUUGCCUCAAAUGUUGGCUGUAGUUCUGCUUUCGUGGAAUGAAAUACGUAUGAUUUUUCCUACCAAACGACCCGAGUUC
This is a messenger RNA of Phragmites australis (common reed), 1326 nucleotides long. Its product is annotated as FCS-Like Zinc finger 2-like. The transcript is spliced from 2 exons. The coding region runs from base 548 to 922 and encodes 124 amino acids. Lineage: Eukaryota; Viridiplantae; Streptophyta; Magnoliopsida; Poales; Poaceae. The record is from RefSeq and is a predicted model, not a curated record.